UUUUCCUUUGAAAACAUGUCCAUUUUUGUUGCACUUCUCCUUUUGCUCCCUGUCCUUAUUCCAAUCCUCAAACGUGUAUCAUCAUCAAUAAAACAUAAGCUCCCUCCUUGUCCACCAAAGCUCCCACUUAUCGGAAACCUUCACCAGCUCACAUCCCUCCCUCAUCACUCCCUCCACGCUCUCUCCAAGAAACAUGGACCUCUAAUGCUCCUCAAGCUCGGUCAGGUCCCAACCCUCGUCGUCUCGUCACCAGACAUGACUCGAGAGAUUCUGCGUACCCAUGAUCACAUCUUCGGUAACAGGCCCUCAUCACUAGCUUCAACAAUUAUGAUGUACGGAGCCAGAGACGUGGUCUUUGCACCUUACAGUCAGCACUGGCGACAGACCAAGAAGUUAUGCGUCAACCACCUCCUAAGUACAAAGAUGGUACAAUCUUUUCGCUCUGUUCUUGAAGAGGAAGUGACAUCUAUGGUAUCAAGCAUAUCUGACAUGUGUACGUCACGUGCUACGAUCAAUAUGAGCGAGGUCUUGCACGUGUUCGUCAACAGGCUCGUGUGCAGGAUUAUAUCUGGCAGAUAUUUUACAGACGAAGGGAGAUGUAGAGUUAUGUGCAAAAUGAUAGAUGAGCUUUCUGUAACUUUUGGGCAGAUCAGUAUCGGGGAUUUCAUGCCAUGGCUCGGAUGGUUGGAUAGGGUUUCAGGCUUGGAGGCGAGGACCAUAAAGUCUUUCAAGAAGUGGGAUUCGGUUCUUGAUGAGAUCAUCGAAGAAAACACAAAUAGUUUGAAAGGAAAGAUGGAUGCCGGAGAGAAGUUAGACUUUGUAGACGUUCUCCUCGCUCUUCAGAGCAAUAAAGAUGCAGAGAUUCUGCUCAACAGGGAUACAAUCAAAGCAAUUUUACUGGAUAUGAUUGCAGCAGGGACAGACACGACGUUCUUAGUCCUAGACUGGGGCAUGACCGAGCUUGCAAGACAUCCAGAAGUUAUGAAGAAAGUGCAAAAUGAGGUAAGAGAGAUACUGAGCACAAAAUCUUCAAUCGCUGAUGAGGACUUGAGCAGAAUGAGCUACUUAAAAGCAACAAUAAAAGAAACCUUUCGAUUGCACCCUCCUCUACCUCUGCUGAUCCCACGAGAAUCAAUGGAUCAAUGCAUAAUACAAGGGCACGAAAUUCCCAAGUACACGAGAGUUUUUAUCAACAUCUGGGCGAUUGGUCGCGAUCCUAAGCUCUGGGAAGCACCCGAAGAGUUUCGACCUGAGAGAUUUCUGGACAAUCCGAUCAAUUACAAAGGUCAUCACUUCGAGCUCAUCCCGUUUGGAGCUGGACGAAGAAUUUGUCCUGGAAUGCAAUUGGGGGUCUCAAUGCUUGAGCUUGCGUUUGCAAAUCUCGUAAAGAACUUCGAUUGGGAGCUGCCUGAUGGAAUUAUGAAAGAGGAUCUGGAUAUGGGCGACUCGCCAGGAAUCUCUUCUCGCAGGAGGCAAAACCUAUAUCUUUCUGCAAAACCUCUGCAAUGCCACUUGAACAAGUAAACAAUCACAAUAAAUAGUAUCUCAUGAAACUUUCUGUUGAGUAAUCCUUUUGUGCAUGUCGUGAUAUGUUAGAUUUAACAAGCAUAUCACUUCCACUGUAUUGUACAACUUUAUCAUUUGGGCAGAUAAAUGGAUGUAAUUGCCAACAUAUACAAAUAUGUUUUAAUA
Asparagus officinalis (garden asparagus) is the source of this 1692-nucleotide messenger RNA. Its product is annotated as cytochrome P450 71A1-like. The transcript has 2 exons. Gene Ontology annotation, molecular function: iron ion binding; oxidoreductase activity, acting on paired donors, with incorporation or reduction of molecular oxygen; monooxygenase activity. Bases 16 to 1524 code for a protein of 502 amino acids. The record is from RefSeq and is a predicted model, not a curated record. Lineage: Eukaryota; Viridiplantae; Streptophyta; Magnoliopsida; Asparagales; Asparagaceae.